AUGAUAUAUGGCUGGCUGCUGCUAAUCGGGAUACGUAAGUAGCACGCACUCCAGCUCCACUGUAAAGGAACAUGAGACUGCACUGAGUAGGCCGAUACGAAGCAAGACGAUAUCCGGAAUUGCACUCCCAUCUAAACGAAAGAGCCCCAGGAUCAAGAGCAUACCUAUUCACGACAUCUGCUUCCGAGACAAGCCACACAAGUCCAGUCACCAUCCACGACAAGAAAGGCUACAGCGCAAAAGCGACCACAUCUACAAUCUCGUCUUCCUUUAAAAGAAGAAAAAGAAAACACAAGGAGAAACCCAUCUCUCAGCUCAGAAAACACCACCACCAACCCUCCCUCCCGCCUGAUCCCAAGACCCCCCAAAUCCAUCUCCAUCAUGCCCUCCUGCCGCCGCUGCUCCGGCCAAGGCCAAGUCCCCAAGCCAUGCAACUCCUGCAACUCCACCGGCCACACUCGGCAGCGCAUGCGAUGUUACCAAUGCAAAUCCAAGGAUGCCCCCACUGCUGCAGCCUGCACCCUCUGUCGCGGACGUGGUCAACUGAUGAUUCCGGUGAAUUGUACCAAUUGCUCUGGGAGUGGGACUGCGUUGCGGUUGACGUGUGGUGAUUGUGGGGGGAGUGGAAGGUCGGCUUC
Molecule: messenger RNA, 638 nt
Organism: Sphaerulina musiva SO2202
Lineage: Eukaryota; Fungi; Ascomycota; Dothideomycetes; Mycosphaerellales; Mycosphaerellaceae
Exons: 1
Source: RefSeq, a predicted model, not a curated record